Messenger RNA from Anguilla rostrata (American eel), 1266 nucleotides. It is a transcript of the gene clxn, whose product is annotated as calaxin. Lineage: Eukaryota; Metazoa; Chordata; Actinopteri; Anguilliformes; Anguillidae. Gene Ontology annotation, molecular function: calcium ion binding. The record is from RefSeq and is a predicted model, not a curated record. The transcript has 5 exons. Bases 176 to 739 code for a protein of 187 amino acids.
UAAACAUUGCCUGUGAGUGUUGAAGUUACUUCGACUGAAAGACGGCGAAAUGUCUGAAAUGUCGGCGAUGAACAGAAAAAUCAUUCAAAAUCUAGCAGAGACCUUUUCCAGGCAAAUAAAACACUAAAGAUCAAUAUAAACCCCAUUGAUCCUGGCUACAGUUAACAGAACUGAGAUGGAGUGUCUAAUACGACUGUUUAAUGGCUUGCUGGGAGACCAAAGUGACCGGAGAGCUGCAAAUGGCCUGGAUCGGGGUAAAUUCAGGAACAUUCUCCACAAGACGUUUGGAAUGACAGAUGAUAUGAUCAUGGAUAGAGUUUUUCAUGCAUUCGAUAAGGAUAAUGACAGCUAUGUCAAUGUGAAGGAGUGGACAGAGGGUUUGUCAGUGUUUCUACGUGGGACAUUGGAUGAGAAAAUAAAAUACUGCUUUGAUGUGUAUGACUUGAACGGAGAUGGUCAUAUUUCUCGGGAAGAGAUGUUCCACAUGCUGAAAAACAGCCUCAUCAGACAACCAACAGAGGAAGACCCAGAUGAAGGCAUCAAAGACCUGGUGGAAAUUGCUCUAAAGAAAAUGGAUCAUGAUCAUGAUGGCCGUCUGUCUUUCACUGACUUUGAGAAGGCAGUAAGGGAGGAAGACCUGUUACUGGAAGCUUUUGGAACUUGUCUCCCAGAUGCAAAGGUAUACAUCGCAAAUAGUGAAUUAAACACCUUUGUGAAUUAUUUUCAGUUGCGUUAUUAAGGUGCUGGGAUAAUAGCUAAAAUGUCUUUUUCCACUUCUGUUCCAGAGCAUACAGGCAUUUGAACAGCAAGCAUUCCAGGAUUCUCUUGAGAACUAAUUCAGGCAUGUUUUAUUCCAAGUUCUCACCAAAUAAAUAACUCUGACUUAAAUUUUGGGUGUACGUCCUCAGACACCUAAUACCCUUAUCACCAGUAUUAUUGGGUGUAGUUCCUGUGAAGACAUGGAAUGCUAUUUAUAUCCUCCUUCGUGGCUUGGGAGUGGUGGCUUUCUUCUCUGCAGGCUUGUACUCUGGAACUGACGAAACCUAACAUAUGACGACAAAGAAGAGAAUGUACACUGAAUAUUCUCAGACUUAAACUUGAAUGGUUAAAUAUGCCUGUAUUUAAUAUCCUAGAAUGUAUAUAGUGUUGCAGAGACACACUGCAUUUCUAGCUUAACAUAUGUCAAGCUAGAAAUGCAGAGAUUUCAGAAAUGUGAUCUGAUGGAACAACAACAGUGUUUAUUAAAAUUCAGUAACACAUCACCAA